AUGGUAAAACGAUUUCAGUUUACAGCUGUGUUGUCUUUCGGAAAAGAAGAUUCUGUAGGAAUGUUUCGUUGUCCUUGGGGGGUAGCAGUGAAUGCCACGGAUUGUCACAACCACAGAAUUCAAAUAUUUGACAGAAAUGGAGAUUAUUUACGAUCAUUUUGUAGGGAAAGUAGAAAGACCGGAGAAUUUAACUAUCCGAGGGGAAUAGCAUCUCAUAACAAUGGGAAUAUUUUUGUGGCGAACCCGGAUAACCACAGAAUCCAAAUUUUUACGGGGGAGGGUCAGAAUGUGGACAGUUUUGGUGGGAAAGGAAACCUUGAUAAUCAGCUCAAUUUUCCUUGAGGUUUAUCGGUAGACAGCGACGGAAACGUUAUUGUUGCUGAUACAGGUAACAAAAUGAUUAAGAUCUUUUCUUCUGAUGGCACGUUUCUAAUAAAGAUAGGUGAACAUGGCGCUUUUACUUUCCCUAUCCACUGUGUCCAGUACGAUAAAUAUCUCAUAGUGUCGGACCAAUAUCAACAUUGUAUUAAAGUUUAUGACAGGAGUGGAAACCUUCAGUACAAGUUUGGAAAGGAGGGUGAAGGGAAUGGGGAGUUUAAUUAUCCCACAUGUUUGUCAGUGAACAAAUCAGGACACCUGAUGGUAUGUGACUCAUAUAAUCAUAGAAUACAAGUAUUUGAACUGAAUGGAAAGUUUUUUCAGUAA
Molecule: messenger RNA, 705 nt
Organism: Pocillopora meandrina
Lineage: Eukaryota; Metazoa; Cnidaria; Anthozoa; Scleractinia; Pocilloporidae
Source: the annotation of a GenBank genome assembly